Messenger RNA from Xenopus laevis (African clawed frog), 3318 nucleotides. RefSeq names its product vasoactive intestinal peptide receptor 1 L homeolog (gene vipr1.L). Gene Ontology annotation, cellular component: membrane; plasma membrane. The record is from RefSeq and is a predicted model, not a curated record. Gene Ontology annotation, molecular function: peptide hormone binding; transmembrane signaling receptor activity; vasoactive intestinal polypeptide receptor activity. Bases 255 to 1589 code for a protein of 444 amino acids. Gene Ontology annotation, biological process: adenylate cyclase-modulating G protein-coupled receptor signaling pathway; G protein-coupled receptor signaling pathway; cell surface receptor signaling pathway. The transcript is spliced from 13 exons. Lineage: Eukaryota; Metazoa; Chordata; Amphibia; Anura; Pipidae.
GGCAGUUAGUGCGAGUGGUGCAAGUGAGCGCGACCUGCAGCGGCUGUGGCUUCUCUUACCCGGGAUCCCUGACUCUCCCUCCGGCUUAUUUGAUUAUUUCUGCUGUCAGCUAAGGGGACUUGGGUGCAAGAACUGGAUGCUCCUAUGUGGCUGCUGCUCUGUGUGUGUCACUAGUUGUUGCUCAGAGUGAGGGAACCAAGGAGAGCAACUGUCAUCAGACACCCCCCCAAAUAAGUGCAACUGCUCAGGAAGACAUGGGAUUUGGGAAAAAGGAUCUUCUCCUGGGGGUUUUCACCUGCCUGAUGUCCACUGUUUUCUGCAUGCCCCCAGAAUGUAACAUCAUGGAGGAGAUCGCUCGGAAACACGAAGAAUGCUUUCAAAUGUCUGAAGCCGAAAACCAUACAUUAGGCUGUAGAGUAAUGUGGGACAACAUAACGUGUUGGAGAUCGGCAAACAUAGGAGAAAUGGUGGUAAUGCCGUGCCCUGAUUACUUCGGCUUUUUCUUGAAUGUGCAAGGGAAUGUUUCCAGAAAUUGUACAGAUGAAGGCUGGACUGAUAUUUCUCCCGCUCCCUAUGCAAUAGCCUGUGGCUUUGAUACAAACAGCACCCCAAGUGGGCAGACUGAAUUCUUCUGGAUGAUAAAGACUGGAUAUACCAUCGGACACAGCGUAUCCCUUAUUUCUCUCACCGCGGCAAUGAUCAUCUUGUUUUUAUUCAGAAAGCUGCACUGCACUAGGAAUUACAUCCAUAUGCACCUCUUCAUGUCGUUCAUAAUGAGAGCCAUCGCCGUGUUUGUGAAGGACAUUGUCCUGUUCGAGAGCGGAGAAUCCGACCACUGCUUUGCCGGCUCAGCUGGCUGCAAGGCUGCCAUUGUCUUCUUCCAGUACUGCAUCAUGGCCAACUUCUUCUGGCUGCUGGUGGAAGGCCUGUACCUACACACACUACUGGUCAUCUCAUUCUUUUCAGAGAAGAAGUAUUUUUGGUGGUACAUUCUCAUUGGCUGGGGUGCCCCCACAGUAUUUAUCACCGCUUGGACUGUUACCCGGAUCCAUUUUGAUGAUUCUGGGUGUUGGGACUCAAUUGACUCCCCUUUCUGGUGGAUCAUCAGAGCUCCUAUUUUGAUUUCCAUUUCGGUCAAUUUUAUUUUUUUCAUCUGCAUCAUCAGGAUCUUAGUACAGAAGCUGCACUCCCCCGAUGUUGGAAGGAAUGAGAACAGCCAGUAUACGAGACUGGCCAAGUCCACCCUUCUGCUCAUCCCUUUGUUCGGAGUUCAUUACAUCAUGUUUGCUUUCUUUCCCGAUAACUUUAAAGUGGAGAUAAAGUUGAUUUUUGAACUAGUCCUCGGAUCAUUUCAGGGCUUUGUUGUGGCUAUCCUCUACUGUUUCCUUAAUGGAGAGGUUCAAGGGGAACUGAAACGGAAAUGGAGAAGGUGGCAUCUGGAAAGGUUUUUGGGAUCAGAUAUGAAAUUCCAUCACCCCUCUUUGGGUAGCAAUGGAACUAACUUCAGCACACAAAUUUCCAUGUUGACAAAAUGCAGUCCAAAAACCAGAAGGUGUUCCAGCUUUCAAGCAGAAUUUUCUUUAGUCUGAUGUCUCAUACCAUUAAAGAACUAUAGGACCAGACAUUUAUUUAGAGGAUCACUCUGCUCCAUUGGAAGUCUUUCUGGAAUUGCACUUUAGUAGGUUGCGGGACCGUUGGAAUGUCUAUAAGCUUGGAGUUGUCCGGGACUGGCAGAACCAUUAACAUUUUAUCACAAAAGACAGAAGACGUCAAUGGCUUGGCUUCAUACUGGAAGGUCUUUUAAUAGUUGUUCAGUCAAGAUGGUCUUCUGAGCUCAUUUGAAACAAAAAAAACUUUUUGCUGAGCCUGGAAAAUAAUAUAUUUAUUUAGAAUCCAAAAAAAACUUGCAAAAAUGUGUGGCUGAAGUACUAGAAGAAUUGGCUCAUGGCGCCAAUACCAUAUAAGCUAAAACGAGCUGAACUUACAGUAAUGACCACUGUUUGAGUAGGCAGAGACAUGUAUGCUUAAUACUUGGUGAUAUAAAUAGUAAAAAUGCAGCCAUCAAGUUAAAAUCUAUAGUAUGUGCCAACGUACAUCAAAGUGCCAACCUUUACAGGGGUUGAAAACUUUUUCCACAUUUUUUUUAUAGAGUUUCAUUUGGGAAAUUAAAUAUACAACCGUAUACAGAGAAAAAAACUAAGAAGUGUGUGCUAAGGGGCUUAUUAUCAUAUAAAUGUAAGUGUUUAUGUGUGUCUGAGAGUGGAAACAUUAUGUGGAAAUGUAAUGCUGUAUAUGAAAAGCUUAUUUCCUGGUAAUCAUUACUUCCUUCCUGCCCAAAACCGGGAAACCGCUAUAUAUUUUUUUAUAAAAAAAAUUUGUGUUUGAAAACUGACCAUUACAGAAGGGUAUAUUUAAAAAGUGCUUGGGCCAACCUGGCCUAUUUCAGAAAUAUCAAUUUUGAAGGGAAUGUAUCACUCCGUAGGUGGAAAAUCAUAAUAAUUAAUUGUUAUAUCUAUUCUUCAAGAAGGAGUUUGUUAGCAGCUCGUCCGAGAUUAGUACCUUGUGUUCAUUUCUUUCCUGUCUUUUGGGCUUCCAUUAAAAAAUGGAAAUAAUUAGGACAUAUUCCCCCAAAAAGACAACUUGGUUAGGUGGGAAGAAAAAUGUAGGUUUUUGUCCAAUCAAAACAAUAGUAUUUUUCCAGAUCUCAGAAAUGGCCCAAAUCAUAGCAGCCCCUCGAUCACCCAUAUAAAUUAUUAUAAAUUCUUAUCCAUAUCAUUAGUAACUAUAAUAUAAAAUAAUUUUAAAAUAUAUAUUUUUGCAUUUUAAUUUAAAUUGCCUUCAGACAGCCACGUGCCUCACUAAUAUUGACACUUAAGAACUGAAAAAUUGAUAAAUAAACUAUACAUAGUAAUAAAUGCAUAAAUAAAACAUUUAAAUAUUUAUUAUACAGCAAAUUAUUUUUGUUUUUUAGACUAGACAUUAGUAAAAGCUAUUACCUCAUUCUGACCCUACCUCUAAUGUUUUCUCAUAUAUUAGUUUUAAUUCUAGCUUUGUAUCUAUCAUUUUCUGCUUUCCGUGUGAUGAAAACAUAAGUAGAGUUUAUAGAUUAUAUACUUGAGGAAUUAUACCUUGAUUCUUGCUAAGAUUCAUGGGAACAAUUUGAUUUGUAAUAGGGAUGUAAUAAUUCAUAUAGCACUCUUCUCUCAAUACACUUUACAGGAAGCAAGGCAAUCAUUACACUGAGGAGCAGAUUUAUCAAAAUGUGAAUUUAGAGCAUAAUAAAUAAAAAUUGACAUUUUGAUAAAUCUGCCCCUAAGU